CGGCUUGGACUUUAUAAAAGCCCAAGUGGAAUGUCGAACUCAUCACAGAAGAACAAGGGAGUUUUGGCAGCAAAGUCACCAUGUCGAAGAUCACUCUGUUUAUUGCAUUCAUUUGCCUUUGCGUGGUCGUUCAGGCUCAAAAUGAAAGGGAAAUUUGCCGACGUGUGAAUGAAAGAUGUCUGUCCAGGGCCGAAAGAAAUGGAAGGACCAACGAUGUCUCGGACAGUUUCAACGAAAGCUGUCGCCGCACCGAGAGGAACUGGCGCAACAUCACCCGGUGUGAACUCGCAAGGGCCACUUGUCUUUUGACUCUGGAACGAUGUGAAUCCUUGUCUUGUGAGAAUGUCAGGCGAGCUAUAGAUCGCCGACCUACCGAAUAAGGAACCAAUACCGAACUUUUUGAUUUUUCAAAAACAAAGUGAAAACCAUUGAACUGCGAAAUAAAAAACACUUUAAUGCUCUCUA
Drosophila suzukii is the source of this 465-nucleotide messenger RNA. It is a transcript of the gene Eig71Eb, whose product is annotated as Ecdysone-induced gene 71Eb. Lineage: Eukaryota; Metazoa; Arthropoda; Insecta; Diptera; Drosophilidae. The record is from RefSeq and is a predicted model, not a curated record.